Messenger RNA from Empidonax traillii (willow flycatcher), 2256 nucleotides. RefSeq lists its product as uncharacterized. The record is from RefSeq and is a predicted model, not a curated record. The transcript has 20 exons. NCBI's taxonomy places the organism in Eukaryota, Metazoa, Chordata, Aves, Passeriformes, Tyrannidae. Bases 28 to 2154 code for a protein of 708 amino acids.
GGAGGCGUGCGGGCCCACACAGGAACCAUGGGGCCAUCAGGAGAGGAGGAAGAGCAGAGCAUAAUCCUGAUCAGUGAUGAUGAAGCCGAGAGCACCCCUGGGAAUUCUGUCCUCUUUGUAGACCCCCAGGAGGAACCUGCCCUGGGAGAGGAGAAACCUGAGGUUGUGGAUGAGGAGUGCGAAUUGAUGGUCACUUUCUGUAAACAAGCCAAUGUGAUGCCUCAUGCAAGAUACGACUGCACCACUCACCCCUUCGAGAGAACAGAAUGUGACACUUGCUCACCCCUGGGGAAAAACGCUGACAUUUGUGCCCAGUGCUACUGCUACAUCUGUGACAAACUGGCUUCUGAGUGCCAGAACUGGACAACGCCCUCCCUGUGCCACUGCAAUGCCCACAACAAGAGCAGGUUCUGGAAGGAGCGGCGGGACUUUGCCCUGGCCGGGGUGCUGGUCAUGUUCAACCUGGAGCUGACGGACAUCGACGCCGACCUGCGCCACGGGGGAAGUCUGCUCAUCAAAUUCAUGCAGGAACUUUAUGUGGAAUAUAAUAAGUACCUGGCUGGAGAAAGGAUACCUCCCACACAGCAUGAAUGCUUCUGCCUGCCCAAGUUGCCUCCUGGGCAGUGCAAUGCCUGCAGGUCACGGAACAUGGAGAUUGUGUACAAGUAUUCUGACGUUUUUGCCCUGGUAACAAGAUUUUUAAAUCAGGCAGAACAAGAAAGCCCUAAAGCUGCUGCUGUGAUGCUGCUGGGAGCAGCUAAAGAGAUUGCACUGCACAAAGACCCUUCCCUAAGCUGGCAGAACCUUGGCCAUACUGCUUCGCUGAAGAUUGCUGUCCCAUGUCUGUUCCAAAGGAUCACAACCCAACUUCAGAGGAUGCUGGUGUUGUGUGACUUUCCAAAAACUCUGUAUGAAAAGUUUAUUAAUUUCUUUCAGUCCAUCUCCCUUCCCUGUCACUGCUUUGGCUUCUCAAACAGCCUGAACGUGGUGCCCUGGGACCACGGGUUGCUGACCACGGUUCUGAAAGGCCAGAACAUCACGGGGCAGAGGACCCAGAAAGGCAGGAAGAUUUUCCUCUGGGAAACACUCCCUGUCAUCGAGGCCCGAGUGGAGAGACUGCUAGACAAGAAGAACUACAAAGAAGUUGUUCGUUACCUGAGAGCUGUGAAAUGCAACGACACCAAAGGGUUGAGAGACCUUCGGGAUAAGAUCCCCUUCUACCUGUGUAAAACUGGGGAUUUCCUGGAUGCUGCCCAUUCCCUGCUGUUCCCAGUGAACAGCCUGGCCUGCUGCUCUGCCUGCAGGAUAACCCCCUGCGAGUUCCAGGCCUACCUCAAGAUGUUCAGGACAGGCUGUGUUCCCCCUGGCAAUGACAUGCUGCAGGCUGGGCCCUGGCUCACAGUUGGGUCUCCCCUCAGGGAGGGUGUGCUAAUUAAACAGGCACUCAAACUGCUUUACAGCAACGUGUCACUGUACAGGAAUCCCAAGUGCUGGAGUUCCCUCAUCAUGGUUUUGGGGAGUAGCAAUCUGCUGGCAAAAAGUGGGCACCUACAUCCCUUAUCCCUGAAAGAGCCACCACUUGACUUCCAGGAGGGAGUCCUGGCUGCCAGCGGGAGCCUCCUGGAGGAACUGAAGGCCAAAGUUAAUGUUUCUUUGCCACCUUCUAUUUUCUCCCCUCAGCUGCACCACGAGGCUUGUCUCAUCCUGGCAGUAAAAGCAGUGCAACAGAUGCUCUUUUGUGACCUUCCAUACCUGACUUCCUUCCUAGAGAUAGUCCUGGCUUUUGGGAAUAACUUCUGGGCCCUGAGGCUGCUGCUGGAGCACCUCUCCUACCAAGAGCCCCUUCUCCAAGGCACUGUCGCCCUGAUUUUGAGAGACCUCAGUCGCCAGAAAGCAACAGUCCUGAAACUGUGGCAGAACCUGGGUGCCCAGUACGUGGGUGAGUUCCUGUGCCUGUUCCUGACCUGCAGCCACCAGGAGAUGCAAAACAUUGGCCUCUUCAGCCUCAGCAUCAUCGCAGAGAACCUGCACACGUGUCCAUGGGCAAAGCACCUCUGCAGCUUUUUCCACAACUCAGGAUUGAGGCACCUCCCCCCUGGCACAGAAGCUCACCACGAAGUCUCAAAGUUCCUAAAACUGUUUGAAGAACUGUAAUUUUGACUUAAAUCUUCGGGAGUAUUUUCCGGUUUUUCUGAGCACUGUCUUCCUGGAGCCCCUUGGUUUUCUUUCGGUUUUCAUCUCCAGAAACAUUCAGCU